AUGGAUUUUGAGGACCAUUUCACAAGUCAUGAAUACCGUAAUCUAUAUUGGACGAAUUUUGAGAACUUUGUAGAAGAAUGCAAUCUGAGCCCCGAGUGCAACCAGCCAUCAGAUACCAUGAAAGUGACUGACAACAAUGAAAACGAUACAGAAAAGACAAUGGAUUCAGCUGACAAGGAUUCAGAUCUGCAGCAAAAAAAUGUCGAAGGAUCCCUAGACGACGAUGAGAUCUAUGUUGAACAACUUCAAAAUGACAAAAUUCGGAUCGACAGUGAUAACUUUGGGAAUCUCGUACCGAAAGCUGCUCAAGUUAUGGACUACCUUCACAGAGACAAGAAGUUUAACAACAUAUGUGUAUGGGAUUUCGUGGCUCAGGUAGACAAAGUGAAAAACAACAGGAAAAGUAAGAAAUUGCAGGCUGAUGACAUAGACAGUGAUGAUGAUGAUGACGACGAAGAUGAUCUUGAAGAAGCCAUGAAUAAUAAUGAAUUCAACAAAAACUUGCACAUUGAAGAAUCACCAAUGACACUGGCAGAAACACGUCAACCUCUUCCAAAACAAGAUAUCCCUCAAUCUCAUUCAAAAACUCGGCCUUUUGGAGAGCUACAAGCUGGACACUAUGAAUUGUGA
Molecule: messenger RNA, 630 nt
Organism: Suillus paluster
Lineage: Eukaryota; Fungi; Basidiomycota; Agaricomycetes; Boletales; Suillaceae
Exons: 1
Coding region: 1-630 (209 amino acids)
Source: RefSeq, a predicted model, not a curated record